CCGGUUUCCGGAGAAGCCAAUCAGCGGCACCGCGGUUCCGGGGUAUCAAGUUUCCGCACCCGCCUCCUGAGACUCACAUUUGUCCCCAGACCCGAGGAUGCGGUUCGUGAUGUCCGAAACUGUGCUCCUGCUGCUGUUGGGGGCCCUGGCCGUGACCCAGACCUGGGCGGGCUCCCACUCCCUGAGGUAUUUCCACAUCGCGAUGUCCCGGCCCGGCCGCGGGGAGCCCCGGUUCAUAUCCGUGGGCUACGUGGACGACACGCAGUUCGUGCGGUUCGACAGCGACGCCCCAAAUCCGAGGGAAGAGCCGCGAGCGCCGUGGAUGGAGCAAGAGGGGCCGGAGUAUUGGGACGAGCAGACGCGGAUCGCGAAGACAAACGCACACAUUUAUCGACUGAACCUGAACACGAUGCUCCGCUACUACAACCAGAGCGAGUCCGGGUCACACAGCAUCCAGAGAAUGUAUGGCUGUGACGUGGGCCCAGACCGGCGCUUCCUCCGCGGGUACCUUCAGGACGCCUACAACGGCGCGGAUUACAUCGCCCUGAACGAGGACCUGCGCUCCUGGACCGCGGCGGACACAGCGGCGCAGAUCACCCGCCGCAAGUGGGAGGAGGCCAGUGUGGCGGAGCAGGAGAGGAACUACCUGGAGGACACAUGCGUGGAGUGGCUCGCCAAAUACCUGGAAAACGGGAAGGAGACGCUGCUGCGCCCAGAAUCUCCCAAAACACAUGUGACCCGCCACCGGAUCUCUGACCAUGAGGUGACCCUGAGGUGCUGGGCCUUGGGCUUCUACCCUGCGGAGAUCACCCUGACCUGGCAGCGUGAUGGGCAGGACCACACCCAGGACACAGAGCUUGUGGAGACGAGACCUGGGGGAGAUGGGACCUUCCAGAAGUGGGCAGCUGUGGUGGUGUCUUCUGGAGAGGAGCAGAGAUACACGUGCCAUGUGCAGCAUGAGGGGCUGCCCGAGCCCAUCACCCUGAGAUGGGAGCCAUCCUCUCUGCCCUCCAUCACCAUCCUGGGCAUCAUUGCUGGUGUGGUUGUCCUUGUGGUCACUGUGGUGGUUGGAGCUGUGAUCUGGAGGAAGAAGUUCUCAGGAGGAAAAGGACCAAGCUACUCUCACGCUGCAUACGAUGACAGUACCCAUGGCUCUGAUUCGUCUCUCAUGGCUCCUAAAGUGUGAGACCCACUGCCUGUGGUGGACUGAGCGAUGCAGGAUCUGUUCACACUCCCACUUGGUGACAUCGAGAUCCCCUGACUUCCUGCAGAUGGUGUCAGAAUGUGUCUGCAUUCCUAUUAGCAUAUCGUGAGGACGUAGGAGACUGGCCCCCAAACCCACCAUGACCCCUCCCAUACUGGUUCGUGUUCUGUCUCCAUUCCUGUCUGUCCUUCAUGUUGGGCUGAGUACUGACGCCUUACUUCCCUACUGAAAAUGAGAAUCCUGAUAAGAAUUUGUGUUUUGUAAUUCUUGGUAUGUGGGCAUGAUGAGAUAAUAAAAGAGAGGAUUUGUAUGGUUGGAACAGAAAAUAAAUGAAAGCCCUGAGAACUUUCCAGAA
Messenger RNA from Panthera uncia (snow leopard), 1559 nucleotides. RefSeq names its product class I histocompatibility antigen, Gogo-B*0101 alpha chain-like. The record is from RefSeq and is a predicted model, not a curated record. The coding region runs from base 98 to 1186 and encodes 362 amino acids. NCBI's taxonomy places the organism in Eukaryota, Metazoa, Chordata, Mammalia, Carnivora, Felidae. Gene Ontology annotation, cellular component: external side of plasma membrane. Gene Ontology annotation, molecular function: peptide antigen binding; signaling receptor binding. The transcript is spliced from 8 exons. Gene Ontology annotation, biological process: positive regulation of T cell mediated cytotoxicity; immune response; antigen processing and presentation of endogenous peptide antigen via MHC class Ib.